This is a messenger RNA of Teleopsis dalmanni, 404 nucleotides long. RefSeq names its product thioredoxin-2-like. The transcript has 3 exons. The coding region runs from base 1 to 387 and encodes 128 amino acids. Gene Ontology annotation, molecular function: protein-disulfide reductase activity. Lineage: Eukaryota; Metazoa; Arthropoda; Insecta; Diptera; Diopsidae. The record is from RefSeq and is a predicted model, not a curated record.
AUGUUUGAGGUCAUGAAAGAUGAAUGGUAUAAAAUUCCAAAUAGUUUUAUUAACAAUUUAAUAUCACCUAUGACCCGUAGAAGUGCCCAAACUGAUUUCGAUCAACAACUUGAAGAUGCUGGCGACAAAUUGGUUGUUGUCGAUUUCUUCGCCGUCUGGUGUGGCCCAUGUAAAAUGAUUUCACCUAAAUUGGAAGAAUUGGCCAAGGAACAUUCGGAAAAGGUUGUGGUUAUUAAGGUUGAUGUCGAUGAAUGCGAAGAAAUUGCUAUGGAGUACAAUGUUUCCAGCAUGCCAACCUUCCUUUUCAUCAAGAACAAACAAGUUAAGGAGCAAUUUGCUGGUGCAAAUGCUGAAAAAUUGGCAUCUUACAUAGAGAGAUUGGCAUAAAAUGUUAUUACACAAAA